AUGAAGUUCCUGAUCGAUGACCUUCCCAUUCUCUUCCCCUACCCCAGGAUCUAUCCAGAACAAUAUGCAUACAUGUGCGAUCUCAAACGCACUCUGGAUGCAGGAGGCCACUGUGUCCUGGAGAUGCCUUCGGGAACCGGAAAGACUGUCACAUUGCUGUCUCUCAUCGUGGCAUAUCAACAACAUUAUCCAGAGCAUCGCAAACUUAUUUACUGCUCACGUACAAUGUCUGAGAUUGAAAAGGCACUUGCAGAGCUGAAGGCCCUGAUGAACUAUCGAUCCGAACAACUCGGCCAUGUCGAAGAUUUCCGUGGACUGGGCCUCACUUCACGCAAGAACCUCUGCUUGCACCCUUCAGUGAAGAGAGAAAAGAGUGGUGCUAUUGUCGAUGCCAGAUGUCGUUCACUCACAGCAGGAUUUGUCAAGGAGAAGAAGGAGAAGGGUGAAGAUGUGGAACUCUGCGUCUAUCACGAGAAUCUGGAUCUUUUGGAGCCACAUAACCUGAUACCUCCGGGUGUUUUCACAUUCGACGAUGUGCUAAAAUACGGCGAAGAGCAAAAGCAGUGUCCCUAUUUCACAGUUCGACGAAUGAUGCCUUUCUGCAAUGUCGUCAUCUACUCAUAUCAUUAUCUGCUAGAUCCAAAGAUUGCCGAAAGAGUGUCAAAAGAACUCUCAAAAGAUUGUAUUGUUGUUUUCGAUGAAGCUCACAACAUCGACAAUGUUUGCAUUGAGUCGCUGAGUAUCGACAUUACUGAAGACUCAUUACGGAAAGCAGGAAGAGGCGCUGCCAAUUUGGAGCAAAAGAUCCGCGAGAUGAAAACUACGGAUGCAGCAAAACUACAGAACGAAUACGCAAAACUGGUACAGGGCCUGCGAGAUGCAGACGAGGCGAACGACGAGGGUGCCUUCAUGAGGAACCCAGCCCUUCCAGACGAUUUGCUGAGCGAAGCUGUACCGGGCAACAUCAGAAGAGCAGAGCACUUCGUUGCCUUCCUCAAACGUUUUGUCGAAUACUUGAAGACUCGCAUGAAAGUUCUGCACGUCAUCUCGGAGACACCGCCAUCAUUCUUGCAGCAUCUCAAGGAGUUAACCUUCAUUGAGCGAAAACCUCUACGAUUCUGUGCGGAGCGUCUGACAUCUUUGGUACGAACACUUGAACUCCAAAAUAUCGAGGACUACCAACCACUACAAGAAGUCGCCAGUUUCGCGACUCUGGUCGCAACAUACGAGACAGGCUUCCUGCUCAUCUUGGAGCCGUACGAAUCAGAAACUGCCACUGUACCCAACCCAAUCCUUCACUUUACCUGUCUAGACGCCGCGAUUGCCAUCAAGCCCGUCUUUGAGCGCUUCAGCAGUGUAGUCAUCACCUCUGGUACAAUCUCUCCCCUGGAAAUCUACCCAAAGAUGCUAGGCUUCAACACAGUCGUCCAAGAAUCUUACUCCAUGACGCUGGCCCGACGCUCUUUCUUGCCCAUGAUUGUGACCAGAGGAAGCGAUCAAGGUGCCAUCUCCUCCUCCUUCACAAUCAGAAACGACCCGGGAGUCGUGCGCAACUACGGAAACCUGCUCAUCGAAUUCUCAAAAAUCACACCCGAUGGCGUCGUCGUCUUCUUCCCUUCUUAUUUGUACAUGGAAAGCAUUAUUUCCAUGUGGCAAGGUAUGGGUAUCCUCGACCAAGUCUGGAAACACAAACUCAUCCUCGUCGAAACACCGGAUAGUCAAGAAACGUCCCUGGCACUCGAGACCUAUCGCACGGCAUGCAGUAACGGCAGAGGCGCCAUCCUCCUCUGUGUCGCGCGCGGUAAAGUAUCGGAAGGAAUCGAUUUCGACCAUCACUAUGGCAGAACGGUGCUCUGCAUCGGCGUACCCUUCCAAUACACCGAAUCACGUAUUCUCAAGGCUCGCCUCGAGUUCUUGCGUGAAACGUAUAGGAUCAGAGAGAAUGACUUCCUGUCCUUUGACGCCAUGAGACACGCCGCACAAUGUCUCGGUCGUGUGUUGCGCGGAAAAGACGAUUAUGGAAUCAUGGUCCUCGCCGACCGUCGUUUCGGCAAAAAGCGAGUGCAACUACCAAAAUGGAUCAACGCUGCCUUACUCGAAGGUGACAGCAAUCUCUCGGUCGAUCAAGCAGUUGCAACGGCAAAGAGGUUUUUGAAAAUGAUGAGUAAGCCAUUUCCGUCCAAGAUGCAGGAAGGUGUUUCUACGUGGAGUAUUGAGGAUUUGAAUCGGCAUAGGGAGAAGAUGGACAGGGAAAGGGCUAGGGAUGAGAGGAAUGCUGGGGUUGGGGGUGAUGAGGUUAUGAGGGAGGCUCAACAGGCUGCGGAGGAUGAGUAUGGUGGGUUGGAUGAUGAUGAUAUUAUGCAAGUUGAUGCUUGA
Molecule: messenger RNA, 2376 nt
Organism: Aureobasidium subglaciale EXF-2481
Lineage: Eukaryota; Fungi; Ascomycota; Dothideomycetes; Dothideales; Saccotheciaceae
Exons: 8
Coding region: 1-2376 (791 amino acids)
Biological process (GO): transcription by RNA polymerase II; nucleotide-excision repair; positive regulation of mitotic recombination
Cellular component (GO): nucleus
Molecular function (GO): ATP binding; damaged DNA binding; hydrolase activity, acting on acid anhydrides, in phosphorus-containing anhydrides
Source: RefSeq, a predicted model, not a curated record